Sugiyamaella lignohabitans is the source of this 4701-nucleotide messenger RNA. It is a transcript of the gene YCF1, whose product is annotated as ATP-binding cassette glutathione S-conjugate transporter YCF1. Gene Ontology annotation, biological process: transmembrane transport. The record is from RefSeq and is a predicted model, not a curated record. Gene Ontology annotation, molecular function: ATP hydrolysis activity; ABC-type transporter activity; ATP binding. Lineage: Eukaryota; Fungi; Ascomycota; Dipodascomycetes; Dipodascales; Trichomonascaceae. The coding region runs from base 1 to 4701 and encodes 1566 amino acids. Gene Ontology annotation, cellular component: membrane. The transcript has a single exon.
AUGAACCGUAAUAUCUGGAAAUGGUAUCUAACAGCUGAUCUAGGAUCUCAUUGGUUUUGCAGUUCUCGAAGUAUGGGUUUGUCCCACGGAAUAAAUCACUUUGUGGACUACGAAGUGGCCAAUGCCCAAUUGGCGUUGGUCUCUGAGUCGACCGAUCAAAGUAGUUUCCUGGCUGGUGUCACCUCAUCAGUAGGUUCCUUGGCUGGCGACAUUGUAUCCAAAUGUUUUCUUUGUAAAGACCCUCAGGGAUGGGGCCCUGUAUCUGAGUCUCAAUUCAGUUUGACACCUUGCUUUGUUGAUGGUGUUGUAUUGAAUUUUCCAAACUUACUGUUGUUAACAUUGGGAAGUUACCAAGUUCAUCAGCUUUUAAAGCAAAAGCCAAUGUCGACCCGAUGGGAUUGGAAGUUUGUUACAAAGCUGACUCUUGUUAGUAUCCAAAUUGUCCUUUAUCUAAUAGCUGCUUAUUACAGCUUAUUGUCAUCAAGCGAUCCAUUGCAAGAUAUCGCUGUUUUGUCCCCGAUCAUUUCAGUGGUUUCUUUGGGCGUUGCCUUCUCACUGCAUGUUAUUGAAAACUCCAGAACCAAUAUUCCAAACGGUGUCCUGCUGUUUUAUUGGUUAUUGUCGCCUGUCAUGCUUGUCUUCAAGAUUUAUGAUUUGUAUAUUAGUGACUCCUUCGCUGAUCCCCACACCAGGACUUACAGUGUUCUAUUUGUGCUUGCUGCUAUUAACGGUAUAAAUAUUUUGUUUGUCGAAAGAUUGUUUCACCGUUACAGAUAUUCUUGUGACGUUUUGUUAGAUGAACUUGAGCAAAAGAGUCCAGAAGAAAAAGCUGAUAUUUUUGCGCAGUUGACAUUCACUUGGAUGACGCCUUUGAUGAAGCAAGGUUACAAGGCUUAUCUUACUGAGGAAGACUUGCCACCUCUUCCCGCAUCAAAUGCUACUACUAAGACUGCUGAUAAGUUUGAAAAGUACUGGAAUCGUGAAGUCCAAAAGAAAACGAACCCUUCAUUAACUAAAGCUCUUGCCCGAGCGUUUGGAGGCACAUUUAUGGUAGGUGGAGUUUUCAAAGCGAUUCAAGAUAUCCUUUCUUUCACACAGCCUCAGUUGUUAAGACUUUUAAUUCAAUUUGUGAAUGAUUAUAAUUCUUCUGAAGCUGGAACUGUGCCUUUGAGUAAGGGCUUUGCCAUUGCAGCUGCCAUGUUUAUUGUUUCAGUGAUGCAGACUAUUGCCCUUCACCAGUACUUUCAGAGAGCCUUUGGAACUGGUAUGAGACUGAAGUCUAGUUUGACCUCUGCUAUUUUCAAGAAAUCUUUGGUGCUUUCCAACGAAGACAGAUCGCAAAAGUCAACUGGUGAUAUUGUGAAUUUGAUGUCAGUUGAUACACAACGAUUGCAAGAUCUUUGUCAAUAUGGCCAGACAAUCUGGUCUGGACCCUUCCAAAUCAUUCUUUGUUUGGUUAGUUUGUAUAAUAUUCUCGGAAACUCAAUGUGGGCAGGUGUAGCCGUCAUGGUUAUUAUGAUUCCUAUCAACUCAUACUUGGCAAACAUUCAGAAAGAGUUACAGAAGCGUCAAAUGAAGAAUAAGGAUCAAAGAACUAGACUCACCUCUGAGAUUUUGACCAAUGUGAAGAGUUUGAAACUUUAUGGAUGGGAAUUACCGUUCAUUUCAAAAUUAAACCAUGUUCGUAAUGACCUGGAAUUGGUUACCCUCAAGGAAAUUGGUUUGUUCUCGGCUGCAACUUCUUUUUUGUGGAAUUGUGCUCCUUUCUUUGUUUCUUGCUCAACCUUUGCUCUAUUCGUUUUUACUCAAGAUCGUCCUCUCACUACUGAUAUUGUGUUCCCAGCAUUAACCUUGUUUAACCUUCUCAGUUUUCCAUUGGCUGUUAUUCCAAUGGUUGUCAGUGCUAUGGUUGAAGCUUCUGUUGCUAUUGGAAGAUUGACUUCGUUCUUGACUUCUGAGGAACUUCAACCAGAUGCUGUUGACAGACUCCCCAGGGCUAACCAGAUGGGCGAGGAAGCUGUCAUGGUCAAGGCUGGUACCUUCCUCUGGGAGCGCAAGCCUGAGUAUAAGAUUGCUCUAGCUAAUAUCAACUUCAGUGCCAAGAAAGGUGAAUUAGCAUGUGUUGUUGGUCGUGUCGGUGCAGGCAAGUCAUCCCUUUUGCAAGCUAUCCUAGGUGAUCUCUACAAAGCCGAGGGUCACGUCACUGUAAAAGGAAAGGUCGCUUAUGUUGCCCAAGUUCCUUGGAUUAUGAAUGCUACUGUGAAAGAAAAUAUUUUGUUUGGAUGCAAGUUUGAUCCAGAAUUCUAUCAGAAGACUGUAGAAGCCUGUGCUUUGACUGAUGAUUUUGCUAUUUUGCCCAAGGGUGAUGAGACCCAAGUAGGUGAGAAGGGUAUUUCUUUGUCCGGUGGCCAAAAAGCUAGACUUAGUUUGGCUCGUUCUGUUUAUGCUCGUGCUGAUGUGUACCUCUUAGAUGACCCCCUCUCUGCUGUUGACGAGCACGUUGGACGUCAUAUUAUUGAUAAUGUCUUGGGACCUGAGGGUUUGUUGGCUAGCAAGAGUAUCGUCCUUGCAACCAACUCUAUUCCGGUUCUUUCUCAAGCUGAUACUAUUACAAUGUUGUCUGCUGGUCGUAUUGUUGAGUCUGGAGAGCUUGCUGAAGUUAUGAGCACUAAGGGCGCCAUUUACUCAUUGAUAUCCGAUUUUGGCAAGAAGCCUCGUGCCACUGUCAGUGAUGCUAGUUCUCGAACUGCUCUGGAAGAAGGCUCAAGUGAGCCCUCAUCUGCUGUUCCUUCAGCAGCUCCCAGUGAACUGAAUUUGACUCAUAUUCUAGACAAGAAGAGACGCCGUGAAAGUACCCAUACUUUACGUAGAGCCAGUAUCGCUAGUUUUACGAAGCCAAGUAUUGACGAUGAAGAUGGUGAUAAGGAAGAGAACAAGGAGCAUUCUGAGCAAGGUAAAGUUAAGUGGGAUGUAUAUAUCGAAUAUGCCAAGGCCUCAAAUAUUUUUGGUGUUCUUACGUUUUUGGUUAUGCUGUUGGUAUCCACUGGAUUGUCAGUUGGAGGUAAUGUUUGGCUUAAGCACUGGUCAGAAGUUAAUACCGGUUCCCACACCAACCCCCAUGUUGGUAUGUACCUUGGUAUCUAUGCAGCUUUUGGUAUUGGUUCAGCUUUCCUCAUGCUUAUCCAAACUGUAGUUUUGAUGAUUUACUGUGCUAUUCAUAGUGCCAAGAAGCUGCAUGAUGGUAUGCUAAAUGCUGUUAUUAGAGCACCAAUGUCGUUUUUCGAGACCACUCCCCUUGGACGUAUCAUUAACAGAUUUUCCAAUGAUGUCUAUCGUGUUGAUCAAAUCCUUGCUAGAACGUUUUCGCAGUUCUUUGCGAACUCCGUCAAAGUGUUGUACACACUUCUUGUUAUUACGUUUUCAACUCCCCAGUUCUUGUUGUUCGUUGUUCCACUAGGCGCACUGUACGUCUAUUACCAGAGAUACUAUCUCCGUACCUCGCGUGAACUAAAGAGAUUGGACAGUGUUUCCAAGAGUCCCAUUUAUGCGCACUUUCAAGAGACUCUUGGUGGUAUCAGUACAGUUCGUGCCUAUGACCAACAGACUAGAUUCAGUUUCAUCAAUGAAAGCAGACUGGAUAUUAACCUGAAGGCUUACUAUCCUACUAUUAGUGCUAAUAGAUGGCUUGCAGUUCGUCUUGAAUUCAUUGGUUCGUUUAUUAUCUUGGCUGCUGCCGGAUUAGGUAUUGGCACUUUGCCCACAGGAAGAUUAACAGCUGGUAUUAUUGGCUUGGCUAUGUCAUAUGCUCUUCAAAUUACUCAAUCAUUAAAUUGGAUUGUUCGUAUGACAGUGGAGGUGGAGACUAAUAUAGUGUCGGUUGAACGUAUAUUAGAGUACAGUCGUCUCGAUAGCGAGGCUCCUGAAGUCAUUGAGAACAACCGACCAGCUGCUACUUGGCCCACUGAAGGUGCUGUUGUGUUUAACGAUUAUUCAGUUAGAUACAGGCCCGGCCUUCCCUUGGUGUUGAAGAACAUCAAUUUAGAUAUUAAACCUAGAGAGAAGAUAGGUAUCGUGGGAAGAACUGGUGCAGGAAAAUCAUCGUUGACUUUAGCAUUAUUUAGAAUCAUUGAAGCUGCUGGCGGUCAUAUCGACAUUGACUCUGUCGACACCAGCUUGAUCGGUCUGCGUGACCUGAGACACAGACUUUCUAUCAUCCCCCAAGAUUCACAGGCAUUUGAGGGUACCAUUCGGGAUAAUAUCGAUCCAGAAGGCGUACAUGAUGACACAGAGCUAUGGAGAGUGCUUGAACUUUCGCAUCUCAAGACCCAUGUUCAGGCAAUGUCAGAUGGCCUUGAAUCUAAAGUCAACGAGGGUGGAUCCAAUCUCUCGGUUGGACAAAGACAGCUGAUGUGUCUUGCUAGAGCAUUAUUAACACCGUCGAAGGUCUUAGUUCUUGAUGAAGCUACGGCUGCAGUCGAUGUGGAAACAGACCAUGUCAUCCAGGAGACAAUUAGGAACGAGUUUAAUGACCGAACGAUUCUAACCAUUGCUCAUCGUCUCAAUACCAUUAUGGACAGCGAUCGAAUCGUUGUCCUAAGUGCGGGUGAGGUGGCAGAGUUUGAUUCUCCUGAAAAACUCUUGCAGAAUAAAGACUCGAUGUUCUUCUCGCUCUGUAAGCAAGGAGGCUUUGUCGAGGAAUGA